Molecule: messenger RNA, 1846 nt
Organism: Oryza sativa Japonica Group (Japanese rice)
Lineage: Eukaryota; Viridiplantae; Streptophyta; Magnoliopsida; Poales; Poaceae
Source: RefSeq, a predicted model, not a curated record
CGUGCACGGGGCACGGCGCGUCGCUUCGCUCCCCGGCCGACUCCUCCUCCCACCUCGCCUCUCCCCCCCGCGAAACCAUCCCAAAUCUCCCGCGCCGCCGCCGCCGCCGCCGCCGCGCGCGAGCGAAACCCAAACCAACUCGCCGGCAACGCAACGCCGGAAGGGAAGGGAAGGCGGCGAGCGAUGCCGCGGCUGAUGCCGGAGGACGCGUCCCUGCUCCUGGACCACGUGGUCGGCGACCCCUCCGUCCCCGCCGCCGCCGCCAACGCGGCGCUCGCGGCGCUCCCCUUCCCGUCCCGCCCCACCCCGCGCCUCCUCAGGGCAUCCCUCCUCCGCCGCCUCGCCGCCGACCCGGUCUCCGCCGCCGCCCUCGACUCGCUCCAGCUCCUCGCCUCCCUCCCCUCCUCCCCUUCCCCCGCCGCCCCCGCCGCCGCCGCCGCCGCCGCCGCCCACCUCGCCGUCGCGGCCUACCUCGCAGUCUCCGCGCCCGACUUCGACGCCGCCGCGGGGGCCCUCUUCGGGCGCCCCGGCGGCCGCGCGCGCCGCGCGGUCGAGGAGGGUGGGGCCGCCGCGCUCGCCUCCGACGAGGCCGAUGCCGUGGCCGACCAGUUCGAGGCCGCGGUGGGGAAUUCGUUCUCGCAGACCGUGCUGAGGGGGCUCUGGGGCGACCGGGCCGCGGCGGAGGAGCGGGUGAGGGAGCUCCUCGCCGUCGAGUGGGCGGCGAUUGGGCAGUCCCGGCUGGAGAUGGCGGCGGAGAGGAUUGUUGGGGAUGGCGCCAUUGAGACAUGGAGGGCCGCAGAUGAGGUCACCCGAGCCAAGUAUCGCUUGCUCGCUGGGGAACAAAGAGCACGUGAAAUUGAGGGCAAACUUGGAGAAACUAUCCCUCAAGGAAAUCAAAUUUCGACACCAGAAGUUCAUAAGGUGAUGGACGCCCUUAAAUCAAGCUGUGCUAACCUUCAUAGUGUAGUAGAGGACCCACUUCCAGCUGCAAAGGCAGCAGCAGAUGAGGUACUGGCUGCAAGGAUGGAUAAAGCAGUCGAUCUAAAUGCGGGAGAAGUUAGUAAUCAGCCAACGGCUUGUGACAUCGCUGGUCCAAGUGCUCCUGCGGACAAUUUGGAUGCUCCAAGGAAAGGCACAGCAGCCAGCCUUAUGGAUUGGAAUCCAACAGCAAGGACGUUUCAGUGGGAGGACUCACCUGAUCCUGACGGCUCACGUUCACCGAUACAUAGACCGCAGUUGCCUAGCCCAAGGAGAACAACAUUUUCUCCUCUGCAACCGGCAGAUAACAAAGCGAAGCGUAGAAAGGCAAGGAAGUGGUGCGCGUUAGAAGAGGAAACAUUAAGAAAGGGUGUCGAACAGUAUGGUAACGGCAAUUGGAAAGAUAUUUUAACCAACAAUCCUGAUGUUUUUAUUGGUCGAAAAGCGAUGGACUUGAAAGAUAAGUGGAGAAACAUGAUGAGGUAGGGAUCAAUGACAAGGCACCAGAGAGAGUUCUCUUUCAUUCUAGCUGAAGAACCUUUAAGAAGCCCUAGGGCAUAUAAUUCUGGUGGUUCGAUACGCUGAAGCACCAAGCCCUUCUACUGCUGAAGACUGAGGAGCAGUUGGGUUUGAUGCAUUUCUUUUUGUGCUCCACCGACAUAUCCCCAGUAGAUUCGGGCGAGAAUUCGUCAGAUUAGUACCAGAUGCUUACAAGUCAUGGUUUUAAGCCCCCCUUGUAAUUUGGAACAGAUUCUGAAUUUCUGGUGCUGUAUGUAUUCAUUCAGUGAGAAUCUGUAUCCAGCUUUUGCUGUCUAUAUUAUCCCUACUGUCGUAAUUAAUCAUCAAUGCUCGCUUGUUCAUUUUGCCA